This is a messenger RNA of Caenorhabditis bovis, 666 nucleotides long. The record is from the annotation of a GenBank genome assembly. NCBI's taxonomy places the organism in Eukaryota, Metazoa, Nematoda, Chromadorea, Rhabditida, Rhabditidae.
AUGGCCCAAAUGCUUAUUACCAGUAUAAUUUUACUAUGUGGUUUGGGCGCCGUUUUAUGCAUUCAUGUUACUCAUGUAAGCGAUUGCGGAACAGCGAGAGGCUGCUGGAGAAUGCCGAUCGGAUGCAACGACGCCAGCGAUUGCGAGACGAUGAUCACAUGGAAGCAUGAGCAUCGCCAUUUGAUUUUGGAAAUCGAAUCGAAGAACGUGGCGCCCGGACAAUGGCUGGGUGUUGGCUUCUCGAAAGACACAAUGAUGGGAAACGAUACAGUGUUCGAAUGCCAUUUCCCGAAUGAUCCCACCAAAUAUGGUCAGGUAUUUCUGUCACACAAUUCCGCCAAGAAUAAUGUGCUUCUGGAAACGGCUUCACAGCUUCUCAUUCGCGAUGGGUAUGCGGAGAUCGUUGACGGAAAGGUGAUGUGCGGUGGAGAAUGGAUUCUAGACAACAUUCAUCUUGACACCACCGAAAGGAGCUUGAUGCACGUCAUCUCCUCCGGCCGCUAUCAUCUCUUCUUCGCAUUCGGUGAUAUUGAUAAUGGUGUGAAGAAGAUGCAUUCAAUGGCCGGAAAGAAUGCGCCAUGGAAGACCACCGAUGACGUCCGCUUCUGCCAAAGGUGCUCCAGCUCAUUCGCCAACGUCGACUUGAAGCCCGACUUUAAAUCCUAA